This is a messenger RNA of Salvelinus sp. IW2-2015, 400 nucleotides long. RefSeq names its product myosin-7-like. Gene Ontology annotation, cellular component: bicellular tight junction; myosin complex. NCBI's taxonomy places the organism in Eukaryota, Metazoa, Chordata, Actinopteri, Salmoniformes, Salmonidae. The record is from RefSeq and is a predicted model, not a curated record.
CACGACCUCCAACAAAUGCCUGCAUGUAUUUCUUUGACAAAGGUGCGUGAGCUCGAGACUGAGGUGGAGGCCGAGCAYAGAAGAGGUGUAGACGCUGUUAAAGGAGUCCGCAAGUAUGAGCGCAGAGUGAAGGAGCUCACUUACCAGACUGAGGAGGAUAAGAAGAACGUUAGCAGGCUUCAGGACCUGGUAGAUAAGCUGCAGAUGAAAGUGAAGGCCUACAAGAGGCAUUCUGAGGAAGCGGAGGAAGCAGCAAACCAGCACAUGUCUAAGUUCAGGAAGGUUCAGCAUGAGCUGGAGGAGGCUGAGGAGCGUGCUGACAUCGCUGAGACUCAGGUCAACAAGCUCAGAGCCAAGACCCGUGACUCUGGAAAGGUACAGAACUGCUUCUAAACCUAUA